AUGGUUGUUGGUACAGUAUUACUACAGUUCAUCGACCACCCGCUGUCCCAAGCUCCUGAUCCCAAGGUGGAGUCAGCAUUUGCCGGAUUACACCCCGGGUAUUUUGGGCGCCUCCCCUUACCGGCGGCCCCGACGGCGAAGGAGUCGGAGCUGUUGGCCGCCACCUCCGCGUCAGCCGCGGCGCCCUCCGCCUCCGCGGCCCCCGCGGACGCGACGUCGCCCCCGCUGCCCGCCUCCGGCGCCGCCCCCGCCGACUUCUUCCACAUCGAGUGCCCGCAGUGCCGCAAGGCCUACCCGGGCUUCCAGGCGCUGCGCGAGCACGUGGAGGCGGAGCACCCCAGGAGCGCGGCCCCCGCCGCCCCCGGCGCCAUCUCGCCCCCGACGCCGACGCCCGGCGGCGCCUACCCCUGCCCCCAGUGCAGCGUCACCUUCGCCACCAGGGACCAGCUGGAGAAGCACGAGCUCCUGCAUUCGCCCAACGCCACAGUCUCGUGCAAGAUCUGCAACAAGACGUUCGCGAACGUGUACCGGCUGCAGCGGCACAUGAUCAGCCACGACGAGAGCGCAGUGCUGCGCAAGUUCAAGUGCCCCGAGUGCGACAAGGCGUUCAAGUUCAAGCACCACCUCAAGGAGCACAUCCGCAUCCACAGCGGGGAGAAGCCGUUCGAGUGCGCCAACUGCGGCAAGCGCUUCUCGCACUCCGGCUCCUACUCGAGCCACAUGACGUCCAAGAAGUGUCUCGUGAUGAACCUCAAGGUGGGCCGCGGGGGCGGCCGGGGCCCGUCUGCCGCCGCCGCCGCCGCCGCCGCCAUACAUCGCGGGGCAAAGCGCGUCUCGGCGCCCCUGGCUCCCGGCGGGCACGCCGCCCCCAACAACCACCACCUGCACGCUGGCAACGCCACCACCGGGGCCGGCAGCAACAACGGCGGCAGUAGCCAGUUCCCGCCCAUCCUGCCCAAGUUCGCAGCGGCCGCCGCGGCAUACCUGGGCCGAUACCCGCCGCACGUCGCCACCCCCUACUACGUGCCCGCGCCGUCCGCCGCCGCUCCACCAUCGCACCACGCUGCAGCAGCGGCGGCGGCAGCAGCAGCAGCGGCGCAGGUGCAAUACAAGCUGCAGCAGCCUACGGCGGGUUUUGGCCACCUGUUCCAGCAGCUACCAGCACCCUACCUCCAGCACCAGCUGCAACAGCAGCUGCAUCACUUCCAGGCGUGUAAAGUGGAGGCUCUGCCUGCACCGUCACAGCACCACCAGCAGCACCACGAGCACAGAGAACACCAGGAGGAUCAGACGGCAUCUGGGGCGGAGGACGACCGCGAGCCCCGACGUCCGGUGGUGAAGCAGGAGCGCCUGGAUGAAGACCAGGAGCGAGGGCAAGAGCGCGACCACGACCCCGAGGACAGGGAGCGCCAGUCACCGGAGGGUACCCCGCGACCGGAGUCUGCGGCCGCAUCGGCGCCAGUUAUCAAGCAGGAGCGUAUGGACCACGAGGAAGAGGAAGAGGACCGCGGCUGCUGCGAGGAUGUGGACAUGGAGCAGACCAGGCCCAGUAGUGGCCACCAAAGCCCAGGGUCACCACACGCUGAUCAAGCCAAGGAGGGUGUGGAGCGCCUGCUGGAGUUGGUGGGGUCCACGGUGAGCCGCCGUCUGGUGGAGGCCGGUGCCCAGCAGCUCUCGGGGUCCCCGGCCACCCCCGCUGGAAGCAGCUACUGCUCCUCCUCAUCUGCCUCCAGUGUCGCCAGCGCCUCGUCGCCACUCACACUCAUCCACCCAUCCAACAACAAUAACAGCAUCACAACAAACAACAACAACAACAACAACAACAACAACAACAACAACAACACCCUCGAGGACCUGCAAUGCCGCUUCUGCCACAAGAGGCUCACAUCUGCCGUUGACCUGGAUCAGCAUGAAAGGUUCCUAUGCUGUGGGGGCGGAGGGUCCUCGUCAUCCUCCGCAGCCAGUGGCAGCGGGAGUGAGGGCCUAGCGGCCAAGUUGGAAGAUGCGGUCACCGCCAAGACGGAGGAAAUGUCCAUCAACGGUGGCAGCGACGAGGCGAGCGACGACGACGAGGGAGGCGGCGGGGGCGGAGGGGGUGGCACCGCGGGAUCCACUUCCGGCCUCCCCGGUGCGUCUGCCGGGAACCACGGCUCUGGCGGAGGUGGCCUGGGAGGUGGCAUGGGUCGGACGGGCAAGGUCCGCGUGAGGUCGCUCAUCGCCGACGAGCAGCUGGCGGUGCUCAAGGGCUGCUACGCCGCCAACCCUCGGCCCAAGAAGGACGAGCUGGCACGCAUCGCCGACCGCAUCGGAUUCCCCGUACGUGUGGUGCAGGUGUGGUUCCAGAACACACGAGCACGCGACCGCAGGGAAGGACGGCUAGUGCACGUGCCGUACCAAGCACCGCCCCCACUGGCCCCUCCACCUUCGGGGCUGCCGUCGCCGCCCCCACUCUAUGACCUUACUGCCUGUGAGCAGCCCCUUGACCUGUCGACCAAGCCUCCUUGCAGGAAAUUGGAGACUGUUAAGGCUGAAUGGUCCGACUACUCCUGCGGCGGUGACGAGGCGGCGAUGAAUCUGAGUGUGGGCAAGGCGUCUCCUGCAGCGUCGGCAACGCCCAGCCCGCACCGUAGCACUGCCCUCGACGCAGGGCAGUCUCCGCCCCCGGCACCCGCUUCCGGCCCGGUCGCCACCCCCACCUUCCCCUUCGGCGGUGACGGCGGCAGCCGGCUGGCCCGCAUCCUGUCGCAGCCCCGCGACUUGUUUGCACUGGCGGCCCUGGAUCGGCUGCCCUACGGAGGACCCGAGUCCCCGGCACCCUUCGGCCGCUAUCACGAGAACGGUGGUGACUCCUCCAGUCCGCACUCCGACAAGCGCCCGUGGAAGCAGGGUUACGGGGAUGGCGAAGACACGACGGACGAUGCGGAGGACUCGGGUGGCGACCCAGCUCUGGGCACUUCGCCCUCCAAGAGGCACCGCCUGCUGGCUGCCCUCGGUGGCACUGACCAAGAGGCCGAGGGCCAGUUCGUGUGCGACCAGUGCGACAAGGCCUUCAGCAAGCAGAGCUCGCUGGCGAGGCACAAGUACGAGCAUUCCGGUCAGCGGCCUCACAAGUGUGACGUCUGCACCAAGGCGUUUAAGCACAAGCACCACCUCACAGAGCACAAGCGCCUGCACUCUGGAGAGAAGCCCUUCCAGUGCUCCAAGUGCCUCAAGCGUUUCUCGCACUCCGGAUCCUACAGCCAGCACAUGAACCACCGCUACUCCUACUGCAAACCCUACAGAGAGUAGCUGCCGGACGUCGGCCCCCUCGGCCACCGUCCCGGCCCCGGCUACUCUCGCUGUGGACUGUACGGGGUGUAGCCUCCUGCGGCCGACGCGUGACCUGCCGCUACUACCGCCUCGAGUCCUACCGACAGCGGCCGACCGACUCCGUCGGCAGACGUCCCGGCGGCUGCUACUCCCACGUGGCCCGGGAUCCCGUGUCACCGCUGCCGGCCCUGCAGAGAGUAGGUGACGGCCACCGCCGUACAGGUCGUAGUCGUCACUUGCUGCCGCCUUCGAGACAGUCUGCCACUCUGGCCACGCUCGGUGCUGGGAGCAAAGUAAUACUUCCGCAUGUGUCGGCUACUGUCAUUAUGGCAACAUCUCACAAAACUCUGAACUGAAUGGAUUAUUUCAGCUACACCACUCUGUGGCUCUUCCACAGUACCCAGCACCUCUCACUACGAGCUUCACAGAGACUGGAUAUCGGGUGCUGUGUUAACUGUCACUGUGCAGUGGCGUAUUUUUCAGCUGGUACUGGUUGGAGCACACCACUUGCACCUUGUUGUGUAUGGAGCAAAACUACACCAAGAUAGAUCCUGUAUCGUAUAAUUUGCAGUACGCAAAAGUGCUUGAAAGUCAGUAUUGCACAGUUCCCUAUCUAAGAUGUACUCUUUUUUGCAGCUCGAUUGUCGUAGCUAACCUUGCCAGUUUGACAAUCUCUGGUUCAAAAUACCUUUAAAUCAACUGGUAUUGUGCUUCUCUGCCUUACAGUAUCCACUCAAUACAGGUGUAUUUUUCUCCUGCCGCCGAAGUGUCAACAUUUCCUCUGACCGAUCAUUUUUGCCACUAUCUCUGAGCGGUAUCACUCCAGUUUUUCCGUAUUAGUUUGGCAUGAGGACAUAUUAUUUCAAAAACUUUAAAUCUUGCUAAGUUUCACCAUUAUAAUAUCACAGAUGCCAUUCUUGAAAGUCAUUUCACCUAAUUAAAUACCACCUCGGCUGAUAUUUACUGUAAUUGCAAUUACUGAUCAUUCGUAAUAAUGUAGUUAAACUACUCAAUCUAGUCUACCACUAGAACAUCACGUUUUUGGUAGUUAUUAGCCACAAUACCUUCGAAACCUUGUAUGCCUCUUAAUUAGGUCAACUCGUAACAGGUUCCAAAGCGUAUCCAGUGGCAGAUGUUGAAAUACAUACUUAGCACAUAGUACUUUGUUUGUGUCCUUUGUAUUGUCAUUCAGUUCUGUGGCUUUUUAUAGCUUUUGCCUAAACUCUCAUAUUCAGUUUUCCUGAUCCAGGAUACAGCUAAGACCAUUUGACAGUGAUGGGUGUAAUCUGGCAAAAAUUUACAUCGAUGAACAAUGACUAUUUUGGAGUGCUGAGACAUGCAAAAGCCAUUGCACUUCCAAUUUUCAAAUUCACUGACAUGGUUCUGAAUUAACCCUGCUCUUGAAAGAUCACAAUGUUUUCUAAAAUUACAUAUGGACAGUAAUUUGUAUUUGAUAGAUCACAUUCUAACAAGAUAAAACUGUAAAGAACUUCACUGUGGCCCUGAGAGAGAUGUUUUAAGAAAGUAUCUUUGCUUCUAAAAAGAAAACAAGAAAAAUAUGAUCCAGACUUAAAUUGUUGAAACAUUAAUUGGGCUUUUUUAAUCCCUUUCCUCUAUUUGUCAGACAGCUCUAGUAGUUAAAAUUGCUUAUUUGGAAAAAUCAAUCUUAAUUCACAGUAAUCUCUUUCUGCUUCUCUGUAUAUAACCUUGAGCACUUGUUGUGUAAUGAAUGAGGAAGUAAGUUCCUCCUAGCAACAUACAGCACCAACAUCAUAUAGUUUGUGUCCUACCAGAACAUAUAAUACUGGUAAUAUUGUACCUACUACCUAUGUCACAUCUGGAUUCAAGUAUCUGCUUUUAUUCCUCAAACUUUUUAUGGUAUAACACCCUUUACUUGUUGCAGCUUGACAAUAUAUA
Schistocerca nitens (vagrant locust) is the source of this 5226-nucleotide messenger RNA. It is a transcript of the gene zfh1, whose product is annotated as zinc finger protein 1. The coding region runs from base 1 to 3288 and encodes 1095 amino acids. The record is from RefSeq and is a predicted model, not a curated record. The transcript has 14 exons. Gene Ontology annotation, biological process: regulation of transcription by RNA polymerase II; anatomical structure development. Lineage: Eukaryota; Metazoa; Arthropoda; Insecta; Orthoptera; Acrididae. Gene Ontology annotation, molecular function: RNA polymerase II cis-regulatory region sequence-specific DNA binding; DNA-binding transcription factor activity, RNA polymerase II-specific.